GCGAGUUGUUCCAUGGAAGAAGACGACGGAAACUGUCAACUUUCUCUGUCGUGAUCACCUGCUGAAAUUUAACCAUGCCGUCCGAAGAGCAAAGCGAGGCCAGUAAGGCAGCUGAUGAGGAUGGCCAAAAGCUCAAAGAACUGUUUAAAAAGCUGGAUGUGAACCAAGAUGGUCGCAUUGACAUAGACGAUUUGACUAGUGCAUUGGAUACGAUGAAUGUGCCGCAAGUCCCAGAUCAUGCUCAGAAGGAAUAUGCACAGAAAUUGUUCUUGAAAUAUGACAAAGACAAGGAUGGAGAAAUUGACUUCUCUGAGUUUGUCAACUAUGUUCGGGAGCAUGAACAACAUCUCAAACUCUACUUCAAAAAGAUUGACACAAACGAAGAUGGUACAAUUGAUGUUUCUGAGAUUCGGGAAUCAUUCCGCAAACUUGGCGUUCACAUUGACACGGCUGAAGCUGAGAAACUGCUCAUGAGAAUGGACAAAGAUGGAACUCUGAAAAUUGACUGGAAUGAGUGGCGGGAGUUUCUGCUGCUGACUCCUGGCCAGAGCCUCAAGGACAUCCUGCACUACUGGAGGCAUUCAUCGAUUAUCGACAUUGGUGAGAACAGCUUGGUACCAGAUGACUUCACGGAGAAGGAACUGCAGACUGGGAUGUGGUGGCGCCACCUGGUGGCAGGAGGGGCCGCAGGGGCAGUGUCAAGGACAGCAACUGCUCCGCUAGAUAGGUUAAAAAUUCUACUGCAGGUUCACGGGUCCAGGAAGAACAUCAGUAUUAAGUCUGGCUUCCAGCACAUGUUGAAGGAGGGGGGAUAUAUGUCCAUGUGGAGGGGCAACGGCAUCAACGUCAUCAAGAUAGCACCUGAAUCAGCACUCAAGUUCAUGGCAUAUGAACAAAUCAAGACUUGGAUCAAAGGAGAUUCAAACCGAGAUAUUCAUGUGUUUGAGAGACUUCUGUCCGGAUCAGCUGCUGGGGCUAUCUCACAAACCAUCAUCUACCCCAUGGAGGUCCUGAAGACUCGCCUGGCCUUGCGGAAGACGGGACAGUACAAUGGUGUGUUUGACUGUACCAUGAAGAUCUUCAAACAUGAAGGCGCCAAGGCCUUCUACAAGGGGUACAUCCCAAACUUGCUAGGAAUCAUACCAUAUGCUGGAAUAGAUCUUGCUAUUUAUGAGACACUGAAGAAGUCAUACAGUGCAAGGAAUAAGAACAAGGACCCAGGCAUCUUUGUAUUGCUGGCGUGUGGAACUACCAGCAGUACUUGUGGCCAGCUUGCCAGCUACCCCCUGGCUCUGGUUAGAACAAGACUACAGGCACAAGCUAAGGCCGACGUGAAGGGCGGGAUUCCAGAUAAUAUGACAGGAUUGUUUAGGACUAUUAUACGUGAGGAAGGUCCUCGCGGCCUGUAUCGUGGCAUCACGCCCAACUUCAUGAAGGUGGCACCGGCCGUCAGCAUCAGCUAUGUUGUGUAUGAACAAGUCCGCAAAGCUCUAGGUGUCUCCAUGACAUAGGAUUUGACUCCGCAUCUGCAACAGCACUCCAGGACGUCGUCAGUCCAGUGAUUUCUAUCUGCUCAUAGUGUUGGACUUUUCAUGUCCAUAGUGUCAGACUCAUUUUAUCCAUAGGAAUUCAAAUACACCUCCUACGCAACUCAGCAUCUCUCUGUCUGCUUGCUACAAGGAGACAUGAAGCAGUGUUCUCUCUCCACCCACCUUGCAGGUAUUCCAAUGUCAUCCCAGUCAGGGUAAAACAUUUGAGGUACGGCUUCAGGGAUUUGUUUUUUUGGAAAAUCAUGUUUGUGUUUAUGUGUAAGUCUAUACUCUGCUGUCUUUCAUUCAAAUGCAGAGUAUAUCGAACUUUAACGUGUGUUCGUCUGUCUGUUGGUUUUGAUGUCUCCUUUCGGUUGAACCGUUCUCCGUGUAUGGAUUUUUAUUAAUUCAUACUUAUCUAUACUACUCAAAAGAAGUUUAGGACCACCCAGUUGUUAUUACUAUGGUUAACCUGUCAUGGCAUAAGAGAUGAACUAUUGUAAUGUGAAAGAAUCGGGUGGUCCUUAACUUCUUUUGAGUAGUUUAAAUUAUUACAAUUGUCAUAUUGGAAAGAAUAUGAAUGCUAAGUGAGUGAAAAUUAUUUUGCAGGAUAUGUGAACAAUAUAACAAGGAUUAACAGUGCUUGUCUUACAGUUGUUGUACAUUACUGCUGAGAUGGAGAACUACAUGCUCUGGUGUUCUGAACCCCUCAGAUUUGAGGGGUUCAUACUUCCUCCACUUGUUAUUGUUAACUAUAUUGUUAUGUUUGGAGAAGGAAUCCUUAUGACUGGAUCUUAACCUACUGUGCACAUGAUAUCUAUCUGUGAUCUGUUUCCUUGAGCGUGAUCUCAAUCUGUGAGAGGUGAGCUUGUUGUCCUCAUUAACAAAACCAUUGACAUGAUUUUUCUUACAUAACUGAUCGUCGAACACAAUCAUCAUACUUAAUUAUCCACAAUUCACACAGCCUUUGUCAACUUGACAUAGGUUUAUCUCAUGAAUUGUCUAAGUUGGAGGGAAAUGUCAUCGUUUUUUGUUGAGUUUGUAACACUUCAGCUCCAGUAUCUGUUCCGGAGCAUGUUUUUUUGGCUUUUGAAGAGCAUCACCAGAUAUCAUGCUGAGCACUAACUAAAGAAUACAAUUUAUGAAAUGAUCAUAAUAUUUCAGUUUGUAAAUAAAUAUUUCUCUAAUAAGGGAAACACUUUUAUUUUCAUAGGAAUAGUGACUUGAAAAUAAGGAUGGUUUGGUGAACUUGGAAAUAAAGAACAUAUUUGUUAUAAAA
Molecule: messenger RNA, 2808 nt
Organism: Haliotis rufescens (red abalone)
Lineage: Eukaryota; Metazoa; Mollusca; Gastropoda; Lepetellida; Haliotidae
Product: calcium-binding mitochondrial carrier protein SCaMC-2-like
Exons: 11
Coding region: 75-1511 (478 amino acids)
Biological process (GO): transmembrane transport
Molecular function (GO): ATP transmembrane transporter activity; calcium ion binding
Source: RefSeq, a predicted model, not a curated record